UUAAAAUUAAAUUAUAUAAUUGUUUUUUUCCCACAUUGCCGGGUUGGAAUCCUUUUAUAUAUAAAGAUUAGUAACACUUACGAAACCGAGUACAAAUAUACUAGGAAAUAACAAAAUCAGCCAAGAUCUCGUCAUCAAAACCAACCAACCAACCAUUUUCAUCACCAAGAAACAACAACAAAGACUAGUGGAAAUAUGGUUUUCUUGUACAACGAGUGCCUUAAAAACCAAGCGGUCAGUUUCGGCGGCUACGCUCUUGACGGAUGCGGUGAGUUCAUGCCCAAGUCCACCACCAUCCUCACAGACCCUCCGUCCCUUAGUUGCGAUGCAUGCGGCUGCCACCGUAACUUCCACCGCCGUGAUCAUUCCAACGUCGUUAGUCACUGUACAACCUCACCUCUGCAGCCAGCCGCAUCCACGCAGCACUUGCUUCUCUCUCUCAGCAGCUCCGGUUUCUCUGCAGGACCCUCGGAUCAAGACAAGGGUAAAAUCAUGGUGGAUAGGGAGUUGGUGACCAAGAGACGUAAGAGGACAAAAUUCACGGUGAAGCAGAAGGUGAUGAUGAGAGGUUUCGCAGAGAGAGCUGGUUGGAAGAUCAACGGCUGUGAUGAUGAGUGCGUAAGAAAGUUUUGUAGCGAUGUGGGAGUAGAGAGAGAGGCUCUGAAGGUUUGGAUUCACAACAAUAAGUACUUUGCCAACGGGAGGAAUAGAAACACAACGUCCUCUAUGUUUCAAAAGUUUUAA
Messenger RNA from Raphanus sativus (radish), 744 nucleotides. Its product is annotated as zinc-finger homeodomain protein 12. Gene Ontology annotation, molecular function: heme binding; DNA-binding transcription factor activity; oxidoreductase activity. Lineage: Eukaryota; Viridiplantae; Streptophyta; Magnoliopsida; Brassicales; Brassicaceae. Gene Ontology annotation, biological process: regulation of developmental process; regulation of DNA-templated transcription. Bases 196 to 744 code for a protein of 182 amino acids. Gene Ontology annotation, cellular component: nucleus. The transcript has 2 exons. The record is from RefSeq and is a predicted model, not a curated record.